Cylicocyclus nassatus is the source of this 2982-nucleotide messenger RNA. NCBI's taxonomy places the organism in Eukaryota, Metazoa, Nematoda, Chromadorea, Rhabditida, Strongylidae. The record is from the annotation of a GenBank genome assembly.
AUGAAGCAAGUACAGAAUGAAAUGAUCGUGCAAGAAGAACUGCGAAAAGCAGCUCUAAAGUACUCCACUCUACAACUAGAAAGAAAGUUUGGACUGGAUGCAGACCAUGAACUUGAAAAGAAACUCGAGCAGCUGAAAAACAUAGGAAUCGAAUUUACAGAGAAACAAAAAAGCUGGCUUCUGAAUUUACCUUGGUUGCAACUAGUCCUAGACACAUCGGAUUUGACAAAUUCAUUUUUACGGUGCAAACUCUGCAGCAGAGAAGCUAAGCUGAGAGACGACGCAUUAUGGUUCCGCCACUGUUCGACUGUUACGCCCUGUCCCGAUGAGAAAUGUGUGAAUCUGAUGGGAGCAGGAAGUGUUUUGUGUAUCAAAAGAGUCUCAAAUUAUCAUCGCGGCUGGGGUGCCGGUAUCCUUCGCGCUGUCGGACGUCAUCCGAAUUCCAAAGAGCACGAAGACGGAUUGAAGUCUUAUCACAUGGCGCUCGGAGCUCAGGAGCAGCAAAAUCAGGAUCUUGCGGUAAAAGCCACCGUAACGGCGACAGUGGGAGCCUACACUAUAGCUAAGCAGGGUCUUCCCUUGACUUCGCAGUUUCCUCUGAUGAUGUUUGCAUUGAGAGCGGGAGCCGUUGUUGGCAGUGCUCACUACGAAGCAACAACUGCGAAACGAAUGAUAAAAACUUUUGCAGUGCACAUUGAAUACGAACUGUUCAGCUACGUGAUAGCAAAUGAUCUCCCAUUUUCUAUACUAAUGGAUGGAUCAUCAUCCUCAAGAGGGACGAAGUGGAUGGCGUAUAUGAUCCGCACUAUAACUCCCUCAUUCGAACCGUACACUUUCCACCUUCUUCUCGCCGAAAUAUCACGCGAAACAGGUCAGAUCAUAACAGACGUGCUACUCUCACAUCUAAACGAGCUGGACUCUUGGGUUACCUCUCCCGGUCUCAGGAUCUCACCACAUGAGCAUGCUAUGAAACGACUAAUUGCUAUUACAACAGAUGGAGCGGCUACAAUGACCGGUCGUGAUGAAGGUGUUUUUGGUAGGCUCCAGAGACAUAUCCAAUCGAAAAGCUCAUCUCCAGUGAGAACAGAAUUGCUCUUAUCUGUGUGUGCUGCCCAUCAACUGAAUAUUGCAAUGAAAAAUGCAAACCACAUUGCUUAUAAGCUUGCCAGAGCUCUUAUAAUGGAGAUGCACACGAUUUUCGGGACCCCACAAUCGUCCUCCGCAAGACGACAUUACAAAGACAUAGCACGUUUGAUGUCGUUUCCAAAUUUACAAAUGGGCCAAUUUUUCGCAAUUAGAUGGUCGGACAGCUUCAGUAAAGGGCUGAGUAACAUUAUUCGCAUGUGGCCGGUAUUAAUCGAAAGCUUGGAUAAGGUGGACAGUGACAGUAGCAUUUCUGAAAAUCUACGCAUCAGAGCAAAAUGCGCUUCCUGGGUGAUGCGGGAUGGACGCGUAUUCCUUAUGAUGAGACAUGUCUUGAAUGCUCUUCGUAAAGUCUCCUCUCUAUCGCUGCUUUUCCAAAAUACAGACAGUAUGGCCAUAGAUGCAAUAGAAGCUACUCGUGCUACUACACAGUCGCUUAUAGACGGGUCACUGAAAAAUGACCUACAUCAAGAACUGAUGGCAUACAAAUCUGUAAUAAAUGUUUAUGAUGGAAAACACCUAAAGCGAGUGGAUGAGCAAUUUCUGAUGAACUAUUAUGAAAUAUUAGAAAAUAGUCAAGCAAGAAAAUGGCGUCUUGUCUACCUUCCAGAAAGUUUCAAAGACUUCAAAAAGAAAGUUGAGGUCGACUUUACAAACGAAGAGAUAGAGGAGAGAUCUAGACUGCUAUCGUACAAAAUCUUCACUACGUCAGAAGGAUCAUCAAGCGAGAGUGGCCUUGAAGACAUAAUAGAUCUGGAUUCCAGUAGCCUCCAUUUCUAUCAGGACAGCUCCCCUGAUGUUAAUUUCGACGUGCCUUUAAAUUUUGGACUUGGAUCUACCUUUCGCGACUUCUUGUUGCACCUAGGUGAAAAGACUGUACAAAAGGAGGCUGAAGAUUUGUAUACCAACACCUAUACAUCUAUUAUCCGCAAAUUUGGGGAGCAAUUGAUACCGGGUAACCUCUUUGUUGCGGUAGAUCGCCACAUAAUCCUUGACAUCAUAGAUUUCGAUGGCGAUUUUAGAACGGAAUGGGAUAAUUACAUACCCCCAAAUGCUACUUUUUCCAACAGAGGGUAUCCAUUGUACAUUGGAUUACGUAAUGAGUACCAUACGUCUGUACGACGAGAUUUGAUGAAUGAAUCAAUAAGACUCUUGGAAAAAUAUUGUGUCGUUUCCGCAUUGAAAGAAGCUUUGUACUCUUUUUAUUCCACUUUGCACGAGAAAGUGGAAAGUUUAGAACAGUGGCCGGAGGAUUUAAGAAAUGAUAAGAGUUCUAAGAGGAUCUACAAAAAGCUGCUGGAAUUCCAAGAAAAGCUUAACAUGCCUGAGGAAGUUGAAAUGGUGCUCAAAUGCAUUCUCGUCAUUCCAUCCAGCAAUGCGGAUUCAGAACGAACAUUUUCCACAGCAAAUCGUCUUACAGCUGGCGAAAGGAGCAGUCUUUCCACAAAAACAAUCAAUACCAUGAUGCACAUUCAAAGAAAUGGUCCAAAUCUCUUGACACUAGAACCAUCUCAACUAGCCUAUCAGUGGGUACACCCCCUGCCUGGCCUGGGUUUGAGGUCGGGUGUACACUCCACCAGAGGAUCUUCCACGAACACAAUGGCUUCUAUUAAGAAAGCCUUCUAUGCAAAGAAUCUGGGUGAUGCUAAUUCGCUACGCAAUUUGAUUGGACCGGCAAUUGAAGUUGACACACUUCUGAACGUGUUUGGUGAUCAGGCGAUCAGGGCAACUCUUCAUAGCAAAAGCGAUAUAGAAGACUUUCGGAAAGACUUGAUAGCUGUGGAAAAAGACAAGGCGGCAAUUUUCAGCAUUGGGAUAGUUAAUGAUGAAAACCAAUAA